GCACCUUCCGACUAACCUAGAAACUGUACAUACUAACUCUAUAAUGGCAUCCCAGUCAACCGUAUCCUUCAAGGUCCACUCUGUUGGCGCAGUGCGCCGCAGCUCAUUCGGCAGGAUGACUGCCUGGGUCUUGUUCUUCGUCGCUUUGUUCAACCUUUUCAAUGGCGUCGCUGUUGCCGAUGUGGAGGUUGAUAAGCGUGGAUUAGGGAAAAAAGCUGCUUCCAAGUCGGCUGAACCUGUUGACGGGGUGAAGAUUAACAUUCGUGAUUUCGAUGAUUUAUCAGAUAUUAGAGGCAGUGAUGCUUCAAAUAUGCCACUUGCUGAGAGGAAUUUGAAGCUUAUUCUCUGCUCCAUUAGAAGACACCGCCCUGCUGCAGAUUUUUUAAUGGAGUGUAAAAAUAUAUUUAGCUGCAUAUUUAACAAGGACUCAAUAACAGUACCACAAGUUGUAUACGAUCAGCUCAUUAAAUUGGGAGAAAAUUUUACGGGUUAUUUUAGAGGGGAAACAAGAAGAUUGCCUAAAAUUGUUAUGAAUCUCGCUGAGGUAUUUACACGUGAAAUUUACGGACCGAAGCCAACUGCUUGGAGUGAGAAACGUCAAUGGGAUAGCAAAAGAGGAACCGUUUUAACACUGUUGUGGGCCUCCGCUAAAUGAUAAGAUUACUGAUUCAAUUAUAAAUAACAGUGAAUGCGUGAAU
Molecule: messenger RNA, 698 nt
Organism: Babesia bovis T2Bo
Lineage: Eukaryota; Apicomplexa; Aconoidasida; Piroplasmida; Babesiidae
Exons: 1
Coding region: 44-655 (203 amino acids)
Source: RefSeq, a predicted model, not a curated record